CGUUGCCGGCGCGGAGGUGCGGGCCGGGCGGCGGGAGCCGUGCGUGCUCGGCCUGGAGCGGCGGGCCGGGCGCUACGGGGUCGUUAUUCGCUCCCAGGAGAAAGAAAACUCUGAUCCGGAUUAUAUUCCCAUCAACAGCCGCUUUAAAUGUGUGCAAGAGGCAGAAGAAACUCUGCUGAUUGAUAUAGCUACAAACACAGGCUGCAAGGUGCGGAUCCAGGGCGACGCGGCGCCGGAGCGGCUCUUCGAGAUCCCUGACGAGGAGCGCUGCCUGGGGUUCCUGUCAGAGGUGCAGAGCAUACAGGAAGCCCACCUGAAAGCGUCUCUUCCUGAAGCUAAGGACUCAGCGGUCUGGCAUCAGGUGCAGAAGAGCCUCACGGGUCUGGCUCCAGGAGCUCUGGGAUUUGAGGAUGACUUCAACACUAUGAGCCUAGAAGAGAAAAGAAACAUGCAAAACCACCAAACAGGAUCUCGACGGGAGCCCCCGCCUCCUCCCAUCCCUCAGAGUAAGCAAUUUCACCGAGAGAGAGAAGGCACAUCCAGAGACCAGCCCAAGGUGACCAACACGAUGCGCAAGAUGUUUCUGCCCAGCACACAGUCGGGGCAGAGAGAGGGGCUCAUCAAACAUGUACUGGCCAAGAGGGAAAAAGCCUACAUCAAUCUGCACAACUUCAGGUUCUUUGUGGGAACGUGGAAUGUGAACGGGCAGUCUCCUGACAGCUUCUUGAGUCCAUGGCUGGUGUAUGACACGGAGCCUCCAGACUUCUACUGCAUUGGGUUCCAAGAGCUGGAUCUCAGCACGGAGGCUUUUUUCUACCUUGACUCCACGAAGGAGCAGGAGUGGCUGGCUGCUGUGGAGAGGUCCCUGCACCCUAAGGCCAAAUACAAGAAAGUGCAAAUGAUCCGCCUGGUUGGGAUGAUGUUGCUCAUAUUUGCUAAGAAGGAUCAUCUGAGCAAUAUCAGGGAGAUUGUGACAGAGUCUGUGGGUACAGGAGUCAUGGGAAAGAUGGGCAACAAGGGUGGUGUGGCCAUCAGGUUCAUGUUCUACAACACCACCUUCUGUGUCGUCAACUCCCACCUGGCUGCCCACGUGGAGGACUUUGAGCGCCGAAACCAGGACUACAAGGACAUCUGUGCCAGGAUGUGCUUCCUGAUCCCCAGCUCAGACAGCCUGGCUGAGCUCAACAUCAUGAAGCAUGAUGUUGUUAUCUGGCUGGGAGACCUGAACUACAGGCUGUGUCUGCUGGAUGCCAGUGAAGUGAAGAAUCUCAUCAGCAAGAACGAGCUUCAGAAGCUGCUGACAUAUGACCAGCUGAAUAUUCAGCGUACUCAGAAGAAAGCAUUUGCAGAUUUCAUGGAGGGAGAUAUUAAGUUCAUCCCCACCUAUAAAUAUGACUCUAAAACAGAUCGCUGGGACUCCAGUGGGAAGUGUCGUGUGCCAGCGUGGUGUGACCGGAUCCUUUGGAGGGGAGGGAAUGUCAACCAGCUCCGGUACUGCAGUCACAUGGAGCUCAAGACCAGUGACCACAAACCUGUCAGUGCCCUGUUCCGCAUUGGGGUGAAGGUUGUGGAUGAGCAGAAGUAUCGGAAGCUGUUUGAAGACAUUGUUCGUAUAAUGGACAGGAUGGAGAAUGACUUUCUUCCUUCACUGGAGCUGAGCAGGAGAGAGUUCGAGUUUGAGAAUGUGAAGUUCCGUCAGCUGCAGAAACAGAAGUUUCAGAUUACCAAUAAUGGGCAGGUCACCUGUCACUUCUCCUUCAUCCCAAAGCUCAAUGACAGCCACUACUGCAAGCCAUGGCUUCGGGCCGAGCCUUGUGAAGGUUACCUGGAGCCAGAUGAGACCACAGAGAUCUCCCUGGAUGUGUAUGUCAGCAAGGACUCGGUCACCCUCCUCAACUCUGGCGAGGAUAAAAUUGAGGAUAUCCUUGUCCUGCACCUGGACCGAGGCAAGGACUAUUUCCUGACCAUCAGUGGCACCUACCUGCCCAGCUGCUUUGGCACCUCGCUCGAGGCCUUGUGCCGGAUGAAGCGACCCAUCCGAGAAGUUCCAGUCACCAAACUCAUAGACCUGGAAGAAGACAGCUUCUUAGAAAAGGAUAAAUCCAUCCUGCAGAUGGGCUCCCUGGACAGGGAGGAGGCAAGUGAGGUGCCACUGCAGGUGCCAAAGGAGAUCUGGCUCUUGGUGGAUCACCUAUUCAAGCAUGCCCUCCACCAGGAGGACCUGUUCCAGACUCCAGGCAUGCAGGAGGAGUUGGAGCAGAUCAUUGACUGCUUGGACACCAGCAUUCCUGAAACAAUCCCGGGCAGUAAUCACUCCGUGGCUGAAGCUCUCCUCAUCUUCCUGGAGGCUCUGCCAGAGCCUGUGAUCUGCUAUGAGCUGUACCAGCGCUGCCUGGAGGGGUCCCACAGCAGCCGCCUGUGCCGACAGGUGAUCCUUCAGCUGCCCAGCUGCCACCGCAACGUGUUUCGGUACCUAAUGUCCUUCCUGCGGGAGCUGCUCAGGUACUCGGUGGACAACAACGUCAGUGCCACCAUGAUCGCUGCCCUGUUCUCCAGCCUCCUCCUGCGCCCUCCGCCCAACCUGAUGGCCAAGCAGACCCAGCAGGACCGCCAGCGUGCCAUCAACUUCCUCUACAGCUUCCUGCUCACCGGGGAUGAGGAGUGACUCGUGCCAGCCAUGUGCCAAAGCCGGGCCCGCGCUCCAGCCGGGCCUCUCAGCUCCGAGGGGUAAAGGCUGGAAGCUCUCCAAGUGCCGUGUUUACAGCUGGAAGGGACAUUCCCCCUCCUUGCCACGCCCCACCCCACACUGCAGAGGAUCUGCACACUCAUUGCACUGCCAUCCACCUGUGAGCCUCCCCGUGGGGCCAGGUGAUCUGUUGAUGCCCGGGUACUGUGCCGGCACCCAUCCAUGCAUGGCACAAUCACCAGUUCCCAGGUCACGCUUCUCUCUGUGUCACCCCCAUCUCCCAAGGGCUGCUGUGGACAAGGGUAGGGAUGGCUGGUGUUCUCGAUGCCAGGUACAUGUGCUGGUGCCUACACCACCCCAGACUGCUGUGGGACAUACGCCACCCUCUGCCACACAGCCCUGCCAGCCCUGAUGCCAUCACUGUGCUACGGACCGUGCUGGCCCAGGAAGGUUGCGUGGACAUUUGGCCUCUCCCCCUCGGCAGGGCCUUUCCCCUGCCCCUUCCCUCCCAGGACACAGGGCCUCGGCACACAGGUGUGUGCCUGCACCCCCCACUCUGCCCCCACUUUCCUGUCCCUUCCCUGCCCCAGCUUCCCCCGAGGACACAGGAUGGAGGGUGGCUCGCUAUGACCAGAGUCAGGCAGAGCCACAGGGUUGUCCUCCUGGGCUGUCCUGAGCAGGAUGGGACCAUUGUCCGUCUAGCCCAGCCUGCAGUGUCGGGGUAGGACAGCCUGGUGCCACUAGAUGGAGUCCAUUCUCUCCUUUCUGGGGUGCCAGCAGAGGCUGCAGGUUUGGAGGAGUGAAAGGAGCCAGAAAUGCUCCUGGGGGGCCAGAGGAGCAGCUGGGGGGCUGUGCAGGCGGCUGCAGUGCAAGGGUCAUAUACAACUGGCUGAGGGUACAGCCCUGGGGCUGGUGACUGAGGAUGCAAGAGUGGCCUGUCCCACUGAAACACUAAGAGGCCUGUGGGGCCACGUCACCUCAGGUGAGGGAGGCCAAAGCCAAGGGGAGGAGUUGUAGUCACUGAGCCCCUACCGGUGCCUGGGCUCAGCCCAGGGUAUCCUGUGGCCCUGUGGUCCCCAUGCACUGGCUGAGCUGGUGUGGGCUCCCCUCCCUUCUGCCUUUUCCUUAAAAUUUUUAAAUUACAUAAUUUAUUGGGAAACUGUCCGUUCCAAAUAAACCUCCAUUGUGCAAGG
This is a messenger RNA of Catharus ustulatus (Swainson's thrush), 3879 nucleotides long. It is a transcript of the gene OCRL, whose product is annotated as OCRL inositol polyphosphate-5-phosphatase. Gene Ontology annotation, biological process: signal transduction; phosphatidylinositol dephosphorylation. The transcript has 23 exons. Lineage: Eukaryota; Metazoa; Chordata; Aves; Passeriformes; Turdidae. Gene Ontology annotation, molecular function: phosphatidylinositol-4,5-bisphosphate 5-phosphatase activity; inositol phosphate phosphatase activity. The record is from RefSeq and is a predicted model, not a curated record. The coding region runs from base 425 to 2665 and encodes 746 amino acids. Gene Ontology annotation, cellular component: cytoplasm; membrane.